AUGACACAGGACAAUGGUUUUUUCGAUAUUACUCAUACGUUUAAAGUUGGUUCAUCAAUGUAUCAUGUUCUUGGUUUGCGUAAAGAUCGUCCAACAUAUAAAAAUACUUAUUAUAUUUUUAAUUGUACAAAUGAUCAACAUGAAUCAACAAAUGAUUUUUCAGCAAAAUCUCUAUUAUUUAAACGUCGUACAAGACCAUCGGAACAAAUAUCACCGCCUAAACAACGUCCACUCACAGCACAUCAUAAAAAAACAAUAUCAAUUGAUGAUUCAACUACUAAUAAUAAAAAUAAAAUACAGAAGACAAAAAGUACGUCUUCACAUCCUCGCGCACGUUCUGCAUCACCUAAAAAAUUAGAAACAGAUGCAACAGCUAUGAAAGAGAUAUUUACUACAGCAAUAAGAACUGAACGACAACUGAUGGUUGCACAGUUACGAAAAGAAAUGAAUAUUAAAAAGAAAGCAUUACUUCGAUCAAUUAAACAAGAGAGAAAAGUUCUUUUACAAGCAACAACAGAAGCUAAUAAAAAAGAUGAACUAAUUCAUUUACUUGAAGAACAAAAUAAUACAUUAACAAAUGCAUAUGAACAAUUUGCUACUACUACUACUUCUUCAAUUGAUACUUUAAAACAAACAAUAACAGACAUGUUAAAUACGCAAUAUACGACAUCACAAUCAGCAGAAAAAAUUCAAUUUGCUUUAAUUCAAACGAUAGAAAAAGAAGUACAAAAAAUCGUAUCAAAAAAUGAAGAAAUUCUCAAGUCAACAUCAAAUGAAAUCAAUGCGAUCAACAAAUUACAAGAUACUCUUAUUCAAAAAAUCGAGAAUUAUUCUACUGAAAAAGAAUCUAUUAAUGAUACAACAUUAAAUCGUUUAUUUGAUGAACAAAAACAAGCAUUGAACGAUGUCGUUAUCCAACAACAACAGACUCAUUCAUUUGAUAUUAUUAAACAAGCAAUGAUCGAUGCAUUUCAGCAUCAACAAAUAACGUCAGUUAAUAAUACAGAACAUCUUCAACAACAAACAAAUAAUAAUAUCACUCAUCUAUCAUCUCAAGAUAUACAAAUAAAUAAUAAAGCGAUCAGUAACAAUACAAAUGAUAGUUUAUUUAAAGUGGAAACAAAUCAAAUUGUUACUCAAUCUUUAUCGAAAUUAGAUUUAAAAAGAGCAGCAGAUCAACAUUUAUUUAAAGUUUCUAUACGAACACCAGAAUCAGUUCAUUUAUAUGCUAAAUUAGUUAUUGAUGGUAUGGAAUAUUCGAGACGGCUACAUACAUUAUGUCAACGUGAUGUACUUCAACAUGAUCUAUUUAAUUGUUACAUAGCUCCUCCUAUAAAAGAUGGUCCUUAUGAAGUGACUAUCUAUGCAAAAACACAUAAAGAUACAAUGUAUCGAGCAGCUAUAUGUAUACGAUUACCUGGAUCAAAUAUUGCUCAAUCAAAUACAUUGCCAAUGAUACAUCAAUCAUUUGAAGAUCAUCAAUGUAUUUUAAUGGAACCACUUCGUCGUUUUUUACGACAAAAUGAAUAUAUAUUAAUACGUAUGAUUGUACCGAAUGCACUUGCGGUAAAAAUUCGAAAUGGUGAUGAUCUUAUCGAACUUGAUGUAAAUGAAUAUAAAAAAGGUGUAGUUAAGAAGAAAAUACGAGUACGUGGUGAUGUAUGUAUUAUUGGUUGUUGGGAUAAAAAAACCGAUUCAACUCUAUGUGUUUUUAAUAUGGUUUAA
Adineta steineri is the source of this 1725-nucleotide messenger RNA. The record is from the annotation of a GenBank genome assembly. Lineage: Eukaryota; Metazoa; Rotifera; Eurotatoria; Adinetida; Adinetidae.